CUGUCAUCCGCGUCAGUCGGUUUGUUAUUGAGUUCGCGGUUCACAAAUUACUAGAAUUAUACUACGGCGAUUCAUUCAAUGCCAAAAAGAUCGUAACUCGCGAUUGUGCCUUAAUAAAUCAGUUUAAUUUUAAACCGUUUAGUGCUGGGUGCCGUCGAAAUUCGCCGUGAAAUCAUGCUGAAAAUCCAUCGGGAUGUACGUGACGACCUGAAUCCCACCGAAGCCCUAAUAAUAAAAUAAACCAUCCCGCGGAAAAUGGCGGAGACUUGUACGGUGGUGCACUUUUCCAGGGAACCGUCCCUGGCACGGAUCGACACUAUAAAGACGCUCGACCCCCCGAGUAAAAUAGCAGAGACCAAUCAACAUUUUGGGGCUUUUUAUGUGAGCUGUAUAGUGUUGUCUAUUGUAACAUACAUAACGGACUUGGCUUUGACUAUAACGUUGCUGUAUUUCUAUUCCAGUCAGGGCUAUGGGGUUUAUUUUGCCCUUACAUUGUCCUUUUUGCUGUUACCAGCUAUUUGUAUGAGCACCAUCAGUUUAAGAUGGUACAUCAUCGACCACGACGACCCUUCGGUGGGUAGAGCCUCCCUGGGCCACUGGUUAAUUCGUAUAGUGUUUCUAGUAUUACAAAUAUCACCUCUAUUAAGGUAUAUAGAGACCGUGGUCUACGGGAUCCGUAGUAAUGUCGCUAGAAAAUUGGAGGCGGACAGUCAGCAACCAUUUUUGUACAGACGUAUGCUGGACGAGGACACAAACAGUUCCCUACUGAGACUGUUCCACUGUUUCUUGCAUUGCGCCCCCCAGGCCAUUAUGCAGCUGGUUUUCUUGUUAAGUUUCGUUAUGUACCCGGACACCAGGGGGCGCAUUAAUUUAGACGUGUCGAUAAUCCAAGCCUGGACGGUCUUCACGUCAAUAAUAUCGAUCGCAUGGUCCCUAACGUCCUACCAUAGGUCGGUGAGAUUCGCCCGGGACGACAAGGACAAAAUCAAAUGGAUCGGUUUACUGGUCGCCUUUUGUUGGCAGUUGAUGAGUGCCCUGUCGCGGAUUUUGGCCUUGAGUCUACUCGCGGCCAUUUUGCCCGCAUGGAUGGGCGUGAUUUGCGCGUUGCACUGGGGCGUGAUGUCGUUCUGGCUCGCCAUUGGUCAGCAACAAACGGCCGCGUGUAGUAACCGAUGCGAGGAGUUGCUGCUGAGUGUCGCCCUCGGGUUGGCUUACGUGUUGGCUUUCAUUUCGCCCAGGGACGGACCCACCCGUUAUGUUUAUCUCGUUUAUUAUUUGGUUUGUUUUAUGGAGAAUACCGGGGCCUUGGUUGUGUGGUGUUUUUCAAAUAACUCGUCGAACAACCCGUUUUUAUACUACGGAGCGGCCGGCAGUCAAGUGUUGAGUUUCGUCUUGGCAAUCACAUUUUUAAUUGUCUACUACAAGUACUGCCACCCGUCGUUAUCCUCGAAAAGGAGCAAAAUCCCCAGGAAUUCUUCGGAUUAUAUUGGAAACGACAAGCCCUGUUACAGUAAGACCUCCUACAGUUUUCGGACCAGUUCUUGAUCCAUAGUUUUCGUCUAAUUCCAAUGUUGGAAUUGAGACGAAAAAAGUAAACGCCCUUGAUAGUAUUAAACACAAAAAUUAUGAUGUAUUCUUCGGUGAUAUUUUCCAAGAAAUAUUUAUUUUUUUACUUAUUUAGACUGCGACUCAUUCCAUUAAUGUUGAACGCGGUCAGGCGAGUAUUUACAUCGACCACCAUCACCUUUAGUGCUUUUUUCGGAUGCCUUUUCGUGUACCUUGAUGUCGCUUAUGGUAUUGUGAUUUUCAUUUUUUGUUUUGCUCAGUGUACAUAUUAAUAUUACGGACAAAAUAUUGAAUAUUUCUACUGUAGUAAUCAAAAUAUUUUAUUGGGGAAACGUACAUACAUUCAUUACCAAAAGUGCCAAGAAAAAAUUAAGAUUAUCUAAAACUAAAUAUUUAUCUAUUGUUUUUUAUGUAAAUAUUAAAAAAGCAUAUUGUGACAAUAAAGGGUCUAGAUUAGAGCCAAAAUGCUGUCAAGGGGUCCUCUUCAGCAUUUGAUUUUCAUAUCUUGCCUGAAAUUACGGUCGAGGACUUAGUUGGGUCCUUUCCACGGUUCUGAUUUUAUGAAAGAGAAUUUGCUGCUUAGUAUAUUCUAUUCUUAUAUUAUUAUUUAAUUAGAGUAAAUCAGGAUAAAGUAAGAUUUCUGCAAGGCAUAAAAGGAUAAACAGGAAUCUGGGUUAACUGAUGAUAUCAAUAUAAGCCUUUUAUGAAAUACUGAAUAAGUUCAAUCAUAUCUCUUAAAAUGUCUGAUUCCUUUUCUAAGUACUUAUUGAACUGAUUUAAAUAAUUAACCGCAAGCACCAUUUCCCAACCCAACUUCUCUGUAGGACUAUUAACUAUUUAUUCAAAACCUGAUCAACACAAUCUUUUUUUAUCUAAACGUAUGACAAAAUUUGUGUAACAAUCUAAUGUAAUUAGUCAGUUUUAGUACAUUUGACUUUGUACUAUUUAAAUUGUACAACAAAUGCAAUGUUUUGUACUAGGUAAUCUUUAUCGUACUUGCUAAUUUCAGGCAUCCUGUACAGAAUAUAAAUCGUCAAAAGCUGAACGGGACACCCCAUAUAGAAUGGCCUAAAUUUUCAAACAAAAGUUUAUAUAGACCUUAAGAGUAACACAGUUUUUUUGAAUGUUUUAUAGUCCUAACGUAAAAGCCUAUCUUGGAACUAAAUCACGUGCAAGGCCUUAAUAAAUUGGUAUACAGGGUGGUGAGAAAUGUAUCUUUAAAGGGAGCAUUUGUGUGCACUUUUUACAACAUAAACUAGCUUUAAGUGUCUUAGGUUAACGCAAAGCUAAAGAGGUUUUUUUAUUAAUUGUGAUUUCCUUAGUAAUUAUGGGAAAAGUGUGUCUAUUUUUUUUUUAAUGUUAAGGUUAUAUUCGCACGUUAGAUGGAUUAUUCGUUAGUUCCUAUUAGUAUUUUUUUCUAUUGUUUAACUUGACAGAUACGGAAAUCAACUGUUUUUUAAGAUUUAACUAUUUUAUAAGUGUUGAUUUUUAUGAAAUAAAUGAUUUAGUUUAUAAAAUA
Anthonomus grandis grandis is the source of this 3085-nucleotide messenger RNA. Its product is annotated as XK-related protein 6-like. The record is from RefSeq and is a predicted model, not a curated record. Bases 256 to 1545 code for a protein of 429 amino acids. Gene Ontology annotation, biological process: phosphatidylserine exposure on apoptotic cell surface; engulfment of apoptotic cell; apoptotic process involved in development. Gene Ontology annotation, cellular component: plasma membrane. The transcript is spliced from 6 exons. NCBI's taxonomy places the organism in Eukaryota, Metazoa, Arthropoda, Insecta, Coleoptera, Curculionidae.